AUGCGGUGGAAAGAGGUGAAGCCAUCUGAGAUGUGCAACUAUUUGAGCAUUGUGCUGUAUCUCGGCCUGGUCAAGGUGACCGCUGCAAGGGACUUGUGGAAGAAAGAAAACUUUUUCAAGUUUCCCUAUCCUCACAGUGUCAUGAAAGGCUACAGGUAUGAGGCCAUCACAGCAAAUUUACACAUGAGUGACCCAGCUGCUGAUGUGGUAAAUGACCAGCUCCGUGGUCAGCCUGGGUAUGAUGGCCUUUUCCGCCUGAAGCCUCUUCAUGAUGACAUCCUCACGGCCUGCAGGACACACUACCACCCACACAAGAACCUGUCAGUGGAUGAGCGCAUGGUAGCCACAAAGGCAAGGAACGGGAUGAAACAGUACAUGAAGGACAAGCCCACCAAGUGGGGCUACAAGCUGUUUGUCCUGGCUGACAGCCAGAGUGGUUACACGUGUGACUUCACCAUUUACGAGGGAAAGGCGCCGUCUCCGAGUGGCAAUGGACUAACUUUUGACGCAGUUGUCAACCUGCUCAAGGUGCCCUAUCUUGGCACGGGGUUCCAUGUUUAUGUAGACAACUUCUACACCAGCACCAAGCUUUUCAGCCAUCUACACCAGGUGCGCUUUGGGGCCUGUGGGACCAUCCGGGAGAACUGUGUGGGGUUUCCACGGACAACAGACAAUGCGCUGGGCAAGAAGGCUGCCAGAGGGGACAUGCGCUGGAUACGCGAGGGCUCCUUGCUUUAUGUAAAGUGGAAGGACACACGUGACGUUACCAUGUGUUCCACAAUACACAAAGCGAACAGUGGGCAGAGUGUGCAGCGCCGUGUCCGCAACCCCGAUGGUACCUGGUCCAGGAGGGAGUUUCCUGUGCCUGAUGCAGUCAAGCAGUACAACAAGAGCAUGGGGGGGGUGGACCUCUCUGAUGCUCUCAUCAAAUAUUUCUCUGUUACCAGGAAAACAAGCCGCUGGUACCUGAAGUUCUUUCUACACUUUGUAGAUAAUGCGGUGGUGAACAGUUUCCUCAUCCACAAGGAGAUGGCAGAGAUGAAGAACCAGAAACCCCUCACCCAGAAGAAAUUCAGGAUUGCACUGUGUGAGCAGCUGGGUAAAGUUGGGAAGGAGCUGGCAUCCAACGAGGCAUCCACGGACCACGUCCCAUUGGAAGCCUGCGGACUCUCCAAUGAUCCACACCUGAAAGCCACCAAGGGGAGGAGGAAGUGCCGAAUCUGCAAGUCAUCCACUAUAUGGCUAUGUGAGGCUUGUGACGUGCCCCUGUGCAUUAUCCCAGGGCGGUGUUGCUUCAGAUUUUGGCACAAGCGUGUCUGA
Clupea harengus (Atlantic herring) is the source of this 1320-nucleotide messenger RNA. RefSeq names its product piggyBac transposable element-derived protein 4-like. NCBI's taxonomy places the organism in Eukaryota, Metazoa, Chordata, Actinopteri, Clupeiformes, Clupeidae. The coding region runs from base 1 to 1320 and encodes 439 amino acids. The transcript has a single exon. The record is from RefSeq and is a predicted model, not a curated record.